This is a messenger RNA of Apodemus sylvaticus (European woodmouse), 393 nucleotides long. Its product is annotated as ubiquitin-conjugating enzyme E2 N-like. The transcript has a single exon. Lineage: Eukaryota; Metazoa; Chordata; Mammalia; Rodentia; Muridae. The record is from RefSeq and is a predicted model, not a curated record. The coding region runs from base 1 to 393 and encodes 130 amino acids.
AUGGCCAGGCUGCCCUGCAAGAUCAUCAAAGGAAACCAGCCUUUGCUGGCAGAAGCCAUUCCUGGCAUUAAAGCAGAAUCAGAUGAGAGCAACAUCUGUUAUUUUCAUGUGGUCAUAGCUGAUGCCCAGGAUUCCCCCUUUGAAAGAGGGACUUUUAAACUUGAACUAUUCCUUCCAGCAGAAUACCCAAUGGCAGAACCUAAAGUAUAUCUCAUGUCCAAAAUUUAUCAUCCUAAUGUAGACAAAUUGGGAAGAAUAUGUUUAGAUAUUUUGAAUUAUAAGUGGUUCCCAGCACAGCAGAUCCCCACAGUUCUGCUAUUAAUACAGGCUUUGUUAGGUGCUUCUAAUCCAGAUGAUCUAAAUGAUGGAAGACCAACGAAGACCAAACCAUAG